Penicillium malachiteum is the source of this 1050-nucleotide messenger RNA. RefSeq lists its product as uncharacterized. The transcript is spliced from 2 exons. The record is from RefSeq and is a predicted model, not a curated record. The coding region runs from base 1 to 1050 and encodes 349 amino acids. NCBI's taxonomy places the organism in Eukaryota, Fungi, Ascomycota, Eurotiomycetes, Eurotiales, Aspergillaceae.
AUGGGAAAUUGGGAUGCUUUUAUCAAGGAUAAAUCGGACUGGUUUACACCUACAAACGUACCAAAUUUUGCAGGUCGCAGUUCUUACCGUUUCAUGCCUGAUGAUCAUCCACCGAUCCCCCGCAUACAAGAGUCUGAGCGGAAUGGAUUCUCCUUGGAGAACAUCUUGACCAGGAUUUAUGGUACUGCAAACCCUGAGUUUCAAAAUCCUCCACAAGAUUUCGAUGUGACUGGCAAUAUUGUUCUACCAAAGCUUUUUGGAUGGCUAGAGGAUGAUAUUUCUCAUGUGGAAGGCGUCCGUGAGCUGUCUCAGCUGUUGAACAUAGAGCUCUCAGGGUGUAGCCUACUACAGCUUAUUCACAUUGGGUUCAACUUGUAUGAUUAUCAUUAUACCCCUGCAGUCUCACGUCCCCGGCUGGGUUGGAAUAGAAGUAUGUUCCAGUCCCUAACACAACAAUUGGUACGCCAGGACAUCUGCUACUAUGCUGCGUACGUUGCGAUUCGACCAGACCAUGCUUGGAGGUUGAUUGCCUUCCCUUACUAUACUAAGAGUGCCUACCCUGGAGAAGAUACUAAAUUUAUCCAUAUUGAUCUUGCCCUAGCUACCGGCAGAGGUGCGAACGCAGUACAAGGAUCACUCUCAUUUACAGAUGAAGAUGGAGAGACCUGCUCUGUUGUUUUACCUGGAAUUCAUAAGCACCUAGCAAGAUGGUGGGAGAUUAUCUCUACAUCCCCCGAAUCGCAAGUUUUAGGAAACACGGUAGCUGUAUACCCGUGGAUUUGGGAUGAGAGGUGUCGCCAGGAGUUUAAGACGGAUUUUGAAAGGUCUAUCUGUAUGACUGGAGAUGUGCGGUUAACCUUACCCUGCGUCCCUCACGGAUCUGUUGGACCUGCUACAACCCUUAGACGGACAGUGAUGCCUUGGUUCGGUGCAGUCCAGGAUGACCAUGAGCGCCUGGAAACUGCAGAAGCUGGUGUAUGGAGUUCUAUCUCCGACGCCCAUCGAGACCUUCGUCUCUGCACCAAGGAUUCCGUCAGGGAGCACAUGUGA